Molecule: messenger RNA, 4955 nt
Organism: Physella acuta
Lineage: Eukaryota; Metazoa; Mollusca; Gastropoda; Physidae
Product: DDB1- and CUL4-associated factor 6
Biological process (GO): positive regulation of transcription by RNA polymerase II
Cellular component (GO): cytoplasm; Cul4-RING E3 ubiquitin ligase complex
Molecular function (GO): protein binding
Source: RefSeq, a predicted model, not a curated record
CCUACCUUCUUAAGAUGGUGUUAAAUAAAUUUAGAAUCCAGCCUUUAUCACAAAGGCUUUAACUUUACAAAAUUAUUAGCUUCGCACAGUUAAUUAUGUUUAGCCUUUUGACUAAUAGAGAACAUCAUGGACAGAAUGCUCGAAAACUCUACAACACAUCGACAGGCAGUUUGUAUUUCCUCCAAAGAUUAAAGCUAGAAAAAAAGCUUGCUGUUCAUGAUGGAUGUGUGAACACAAUAUGCUGGAAUGACAGUGGCACGCUAAUUUUAUCUGGCUCUGAUGAUCAACAUCUUGCUAUCACCAAUCCUUUCACUGGGAAGAAUGUGGUCAAGUUUAGGUCUGGACAUAGGUCCAAUAUCUUCAGUGCCAAGUUCUUACCCGGCAGUAUGGACAGGGAGGUGGUCAGCUGCUCUGGGUCAGGAGAAAUUUUCUACACCGACGUGGACAGGGAAGACACGUAUGGCACCAACAGAUUUGAUUGCCAUUUUGGCACAGCGUACAAGCUGCUGGUUGUGCCCAAUGAAGCUGCGACUUUCCUCUCCUGUGGUGAUGAUGGAACUGUCAGAUUCUUUGAUCUGAGAACAAAAACCAGCUGCUCAAAGUUCAACUGUGAAGAGGAUGUUGUAAUCCACCUGCGUAAUGCUGUGACGGCCAUGGCUGUGGACCCCAUCAUCCCCUUUCAUCUGGCUGUCGCCUCAUCUGAUGGGAUGGUUCGGCUCUAUGAUAGGAGGAUGCUGAAGACCAGGGAAACUGGGGGCAGUAGUGACAACCUGAUCUGUAAGCUCCCGCCCCCUAUGACCAAUGGAGAGAAAAGACCCUACAGGAUUACCUCCCUCAACUACAGGCCUGGGUCACAUGACAUCCUGGUCAACUAUUCUUCAGAGAACAUCUAUCUCUUCAACACGUAUGACACCAAAAAACAACAGUCUUACAGUGCAAAGCCCAGUGUAAGUGGGCCCUCUAAACCCACACACAGAGACAGUGGACCUGCACCAAAGGAUGGUCCAGCACCACCCAGUGCCAGCGCUUCCAUCGACCAAGCAUUGGAUUCUGAAAGUGCCUUCAAGCCAAUCAAACGUCUGCGUCUGCGCGGUGACUGGUCAGACACAGGUCCAGAUGCCAGGCCUGAGAGUGAAGAGCCAGCAUUAACCAACACCAUAAUGCAGCGUAUGUCUGACCUGCUGACUCGUAUGUUGAACAGCCGUAAUGAGAGGAGUGAGAGCCAGGACAUCCCUGAGGAGGAUGAAGAAGAGGCAGCAGCUGAAGAAAAUCGUUUAGCAGCUGACAUUAAUGUGUCACCAGCUGAUUCAUCUGACAUCCUGCAAGCUGUUGUUCUACCAACUUCAGCACAGACUCACAACUCAAGUGAGAGUCUGGUAUCUCCACCAGGCGGAGAAUCAUCAACUGCUCAGACUACUGAGCUCACAUCUAAGGCUGAUCCCACUUUACAACCUGCUCACGGUUUAGACCUGAACCACCCACAGGCAGAGCAUGAUUCUUCCUUAUCUCAUGUUAACUUCAGUCCUGUAAAUCUUGUUGGCCACACAAGUGACAGAAAUCUGGCAACUGUUGGCCACACCAGUGACAGAAAUCUGGCAACUGUUGGCCACACCAGUGACAGAAAUCUGGCAACUGUUGGCCACGCAAGUGACAGAAAUCUGGCAACUGUUGACCCAGAACUUUACAGAGUUGCAGUUGAGAUAGACACAGAAGACAUAGCUCAAGUAGACUCCAGUGAAAACAUUUUUGAUUGUAAUGUAAAUAGUGAGUUGAAUGAACACACCAACCUGUAUUCACAAACUAAAUCAAACAACUGCUCAGACAAAAAUGAGUCUAAAGCAGAGAAAGACCACUCUCAUUUGCACCGCAACAGUGAUAAACUUUGUGACAAGAAACGUAUUUUAGAGAGUGAAUCCAGGGCAAUGGAUACAGUGGGAAUCAACACUGUUGUGAUCCAUGAGAACAUUGCUGGCUCAAGUAAGGAGCAAACAGCCAUGGAUGCAAGCUCAGAAAGUAAUGAUUCCAUCUCGGAGCAAAUGUCUAAAAAUUUAAACAUCAAACAGGGUCAAACACCUGCUUUGGACAAAUCAUCAACUGCUCUGGCUUCUACUUCAGAUGCCGGCUUGUCUGACUCGCAGCUAUCAGAAAACUCGCGAGCUAAGAGCAAUGAUGAGAGGCAAAGCUCAGACCCAUUGGACCAAUCUUUUGAAAAUGCGCAGGAGGAAUUGUCAGCUGAUGACACGUACUACUCUAUCAGCUCACCCCCCGAAACUUACGCCAUAGCUGAAAACGCCUUAAACCCUUGUGAGGGGAGCUGGUCCCAGACGUUGGAUGAUAUCUCUCCAUUCACUUCCUUCCUUAGCCUCAACAGCAGCGCUGUAUCUCUAACCGAAGUGGCGCCCCUCACUCAGAACAUUUUGAUUAACAACCAAGCGAGUGCAUCUGAUGCACAGGCAAACAGCACCAGUCAGGGUUUGCAAGACAGCCCAGUCCAGCGUCCAUCACCCAACAUGCAGGCAGACAGCAUGAGUCAGGGUUUGCAUGACAGCCCAGUCCUGCGUCCAUCACCCAACACCAACACUGCUGAACUGAACCUGAAUAUGUCAAAAAUAGAGGAGGCAGAGAGCAUGGAAAUAGACUGUGUGUGUAAAGUGUGUGGUAACACAGUAUUACAGAACUCUAAAGCUCCAGCUACAAAGAGUGACUUGUGUGCUGAGUGUAUUUGCCAGGUGAAAGAAAAAGAGGACAUACUGGCAAAUAAGACUGAAAAACCUGCAGCAGCUAAGGCUCACGCAAUAGAUUUAAAUGAAGACCCGGUGGAGAGAGGCAACAAAGGAAAAGGAAAAGGGAAAUCUUCUCUUAAAGCUAAAAAAACAAGUGGAAAACCUGAGAAGUUUUCUCCCUACAACAGCGGCAAGAUGAGAAUUUCUUUGGAUGGGAGCGAGGCAGCAAGCCGACCUUCCCUGGAUUCGGCAGACUUCACCCCAUCCAUAAGUUCUGUUGAUGUGGCACUGGAGCCAGACCACUAUGAGGUCCAUGACUGUACUGGCACAACAAUAUCCAGGCCAUCCACCUCUACUUCGGGUUUUGAUUCUGAUGUUCCAGAGAGUGAUGACAAUCUGGCACCUAGAGCCUUGUACCGCUUGCCAGGAGCCAGGUCCAUUAGUCAAGGUUUUGAAAGACAGAGACGUGCAGGGUAUAGCCUGCCACCAACAGGCAGCUUCCAGCUACACAGUGAUGAUGACAUGGACAUGGAUGAUGAUGAAUACCUUGCUGGACGAAGGCCAAAGCUGGAUAAGGAGAUAAUGUCCCGCGCCGUCCAGAAAAUCCAAGAAGCCUACAGGAAAAAGCGAGAUGCUCGUGAGGCUGCCAAGUUGAUGGAGCUGCCCCAGCCCCGCAUGCUGAUGAAAUACUCUGGUCAUCGCAACUGUAGAACUAUGAUCAAGGAGGCCAACUUUUAUGGAGACCAUUUUGUCAUUUCUGGCUCGGAUUGUGGUCGGAUAUUGGCCUGGGACAGAGAGACUGGGCGGAUGGUGAUGUACCUGGAUGCGGACAAACAUGUGGUCAACUGUGUCCAGCCUAACAUGUACUUACCAGUUUUGGCCUCCAGUGGUAUAGAUUAUGACAUUAAAAUCUGGAGUCCGCUUGAAGCUGACAGCCAGUUUGAGGAGGAUAAAGCAGAAAAAAUAAUCCAUCGUAAUGAGCUGAUGCUGGAGGAAACCCGUGAUACAGUUACUGUCCCUGCUGCCUUUAUGCUGAGAAUUCUGGCCUCUCUCUCCCAGAUCCGCACAGGUCGAAACCUGGGGAGAGGUCAGGCACCAGAUCCGCCUGGUCAAGAAUAAAAUAUGGGUUCUAGAAAGUUCUGAUUACUGCUUGUGUGAGAACAGGGACUUGUGUCAGGACAAGGUCUGUGUGAUAAACAUGACCUUUUGAUGUGUGUUAUACUGACCCAAGUAAACCAUGACCUUGGUGUUUUUUACAUGGUAUAAUUUUCAGUCGUUUUGUGCCAACAUACAAAAAUUAUGAUCUACUUAAAUUAUGUACAUGAAAUAAUAAGUGUGUAUCUGUACAGCUAAAAAAUCUGACAAAUAAAUAUAUUUUAUUGAAUAAAUCAUCAUACAAAUUAUUUUAAUAAUAUUUAAUUUUGGGCAAAAACUUGCUUACAUUUUUCAGUAUUUUUUUACAUCAGAUGAUAACCAGGUUCAGUAAAAUAUUGUAUCUUCUUUCGGCUUAACAUCUUUAUAUCCGCUGGGGCUCCUAAAAAUAAAGCCCCAGACAAAAAGUCCCCUGGAAUCAAACCCCAAGGAAUAUACCCUCUAGACAAAUUUACUGCAGAGUAACUUUCUUUAAGGUGGAAAUUACUUUGUUGAUAGCUAAAUUUAAGUGAUUGUUAUUAAAAACAAAUUAUAUAUUGCUAAUUUUAUCUUGUUAAAUUUAUUUUUCUCCUAAGAUAACCUCAAAUAAGGUUUUCGUCCAUUGUUUUUUUUAUCACAUACCACUUAUGGGGUAUGCAACUCUCAUUUAAUAUAUUUUCUCAGUCAUCCAACUUUGGUCUAAUGUUACUUUUUUUUUAGAAAACUUAAAAACCUACAACACCUAACACAGAAAACUAUUUUUUUAAGUAUAUUAUGUAUAUAAUGUCUUAAAUCUGAAUAAAAAUACCACAUUAGGUAUGUUUUGUUCUUUUAUAUGCUUCUGACCUGCAGAUAGUUUAAAUUACUGUGUGAUACAAUAAAUAUCAAACUUAAAGUAUUUGUUGUAUGAAAGAGCUGAGUUUACCUAUUUAUUCAACUGUUUGUACAACUUUCACAAUUUUCACUGAAGCUGCCGUAGUCUUGUUGUAUUUUUCCUGUUUCUUGUUCUACAUAAAUUAGAUUGUCUAAUCAAUAAUAUAAAACACUAAGAUAUGAGAACUAAAGACAUUUUUUUAAACAAAGCUUAUUAAUUAAAAAUAG